Messenger RNA from Vespa crabro (European hornet), 9469 nucleotides. RefSeq lists its product as uncharacterized. Bases 1973 to 8602 code for a protein of 2209 amino acids. Gene Ontology annotation, cellular component: endoplasmic reticulum. The record is from RefSeq and is a predicted model, not a curated record. The transcript has 11 exons. Lineage: Eukaryota; Metazoa; Arthropoda; Insecta; Hymenoptera; Vespidae.
UAGGGUUCCAGUCUAGGGUUCGAGAGCCUAGCCGAUAUGUCGAGCUCCUACGAAGCCUAUCCAGCGGAGCCUAUCGCAACGGAGCUCUUACCGUGAAGAAACUAGCUCGACGACUAUAGACACACUUUUAUAUCGGAAACGCGAACCUGCCUAUCGCCGCCACCGCCGGCGUCGUAACCAUCGACGGUGCUGCGCGCGCGCGCCCACACAGCACCACGACGGCUUCCACCUUUAGUCGUUCAGCUGACUCCAGUCGUAUACGACUGUCGUUUAUCGCGUCUUUUUUACCUCCCUUCCCCUCUCAAAUUUGCGAUUCGUUUCGAAGGAUCCUUAUCGAAGUAAAAUUCAAACACAUAGAAUCGUUAUCGUGCGAAACAUUGACAUAUUUUAAUUUCUAAUUAAAUUUUUCGUUGAACUUUUUCUUGUGUGAGAAGGAAGACGUCCAGAGAUGAGCCAAAAGCUAAAGCUUCGCGUCCGGACUCUGAUUCGACGUUAACCGGAACAGAAUGACGUUGGACGUUUUCUACGUCGACUACGACAUUUGACAAAGUGCUCAAUCCUUUUUUUCUUCGCCAAAGAGACAGACGGACAGACGGGGAGAGAGAGCGAGAGAGAGAGAGAGAGAGAGAGGGAGAGUGAAGGAGAGAGAGAAGGGGAAGGAUGGUAGGAUGAUCAAAGUUGAUAAUCGUCGAGAGAAAACGUGCCUCAAUAUUUCUUUGCAGCCUUCUCGUGAGCGUGCUCGCCGAAUGAAAAAAGAACAAACUCGGGGUUCGUUGUCGCAUCGAUUCUUUCGUGAAACCUUCUCACCGACACACCGUUCUCUUUAUUUUUCCUAAAAGUAAACAUUUUUUUCGUGUAUAACACGUUUUGUUAGCCUUCGUUAACGGCGAUAGAUACGAUAUCGAGCAAUCUCCGUACGUCAGUGCACGUUACCAGUGCGAUGGAACUCGUUCGACGGGAUUAUACAUGAGAUACGGUAGAGUUUCAUUUUCUCCUGGUCGAAAUUAGGUCAGCCCCUAGACGUAUCGACAACGCAACGAUUGUCCUUUUCUUCUCGUCGCGAACGAAAAGGGAAUAAGUGUUUUUGGUGUAAAAUUAUACAGCUCGAUCUCGUUCGCAUCGAGGCUUACUCGUAAAGUCGUUAAUUAAUUCGUUUCAAGAUGAUGUUUAUGUACUUGCUCGAGACGUUUAUGUUUCUUCCCAACGACAGUCUGGUCGAGAACACGUUGACUAUUAAUAAACGAGGAUCCUAUCGAAAAGAAUCAAGGAUGCCUAUGAUUUAUGUUCUUGUCGUAAAACACGGCAGUGCAAUUUACAUGAUAUUAGAAUGAUCUCCAUCUAUACACGCACAUAUGUAUACACGUAGAUGACAUAGUUUCUAACAGGUGGUGCGGUCGCGCGUAUAUAAGCUUCAAGGAAAUGUUGUCUAGCGAAGAAUGUGUAAAUUCACGCGGACGUUUCCCUUUUCUUUUUUCUUUCUUUCCCUCCGCCCGCCCCCUCUUUCCAUCUUUCUCUUUGUUCCGUGUUCCUCUAGAUUCGUUCAACCUAACGCGGCUAUCUUUUGCUCUCCUCUACGGCCGGUGUCUAGCCGGUUUGUCCUUUCAUGCCAAUAAUAAAAAGCCACGUGCUGCCGUUGGUCUUUCGCGGCGGAGCAAACGUUACGUAAGACGACUCGGCGGUAUCGUGGAAAGUGCGAAAGAUGACAAAGUUCCUUUCUACGGACGCGAACGUGGCAUCCGAAUAAUCGAGAUGACAAAAUUAGCCGAACUAAUCAGCCUUAGCGAAAGCGGAACUCCUAUGGGAAAAGUUUCGAAAAGCGCUAGCGAUGAUUCCAAGGCGAUGAAUCGAAGGACGAGAUAUCAUGAGACACGAAAACGGUUGAAGGGCGGCGCGUGCACGCGAUAUAAUAAGAGGCAGGGCAGAUGAAAAGAUGAGAAAAUGAAGAAGAAAGAGAGGCGUUUCUAAUUGGAGAAUGAGCGGUUUUUUCAACUCACUCAAAAACCUCGCGUCGGCAGCCGCGUACGCAGGAAGCUCUGCUUCGAGAUAUCAAGAGCUGGAAGUCGAAGAUACGAAGAUGAGAUUUAGCUUGACUCCUCAGCCAGGGGAAAGUGGAUUUCAACAAUGGCUGGACGCGAUGAAGAUGGUAGCGCGUUUGCCAGGAGGCAUACCAGCGGAAUUUCGAAAAAGACUUUGGCUGACACUGGCGGAACGUCAUCUGGAUCAGCGGGGUGUAGAUUGGAAGCAGGCUGAAAAGGUUUGCUUCAACGAGUGGAGUAAUCCCGACGACGAGGAGCUCGGUAUACAAAUCGUUAAGGAUCUUCACAGAACGGGCUGCAGUUUGUUUUGCGGAGCAGCUGGACGUGACAAUCAAGCCGUGCUACGUCGAGUAUUGCUCGGCUUUGCGCGAUGGAACAAGUCGGUCGGUUAUUGUCAAGGAUUGAACGUAUUGGCGGCUCUUGUAUUGCAAGUGAUGGAUCGCGCUGAAUCAUCGGCCGUGAAAGUGAUGAUUUAUCUAAUAGAGGGUGUCCUACCGGAAGGUUACUUUGCCGACAAUCUUCGCGGGUUAUCCGUCGACAUGGCCGUUUUUCGUGAUCUUCUUCGUUCGAGAAUGCCGAAAUUAUCCAAGCACCUUGAGAUUUUGCAAAGCGACGCGAAGGAUAAGGCUACUGGUAGCAGCUACGAGCCACCUCUCACGAAUGUCUUCACCAUGCAAUGGUUCCUCACGCUCUUUUGUCAUUGCUUGCCGCAAGACGCGGUACUCCGCGUUUGGGAUUUAAUAUUUCUCGAGGGCGACCAAGUGCUCCUAAGGACGGCUCUGGCCAUUUGGGAGAGUCUUUCCGACCGUAUUAUGACCGUUACGUCGGCGGACGAGUUUUACAGUAUCAUGGGCGUUCUCACGCGAGAAAUGUUGGAAUUUACGGAUACGAAUAAUCUUAUAAAGAACAUCGUCAGUUUGGGACCAUUGCACGGCGUGACAGGACUUCGUGAAAAGCAUAGGUAUAAUAUUACACCGUGGGCACGGAAAUUAAGCGACGACGAGGACAGCGAUACCGAGGAAGACGAAAGAUUAGCCGUGGCCGCUGCUAUGUUCAGUAUGGCACAGCGAUUGAAGAAAGGUGAACUUUUGAGUGAGCACAUUUCCUCGACGGUGGGAGCGAUACAAGCGAUGGCUCCUGGCAACGAUCGGGAACGUCUCGCUUUGGACAUCAGUACGUUGAAACAACAGUAUGCUAAGCUUCGAGAACGACAACGGCAAGCUCAUAUUAUACUAUCUGCGGCGUGCGCGAGACAGUCGAUGGUUCCACCGCCCACUUCUCAGGCCAUGAAUCACCUGUUAGUCGGUAAGAAUGCCCUGGUCAGUGGAAAGAAUCGAUCCCUCGGUUUGUCAGCUGCUACGACCCCUUCCAAGACGAGACCGGUCGUUCUUCAAGGUCCACGGGUUACGAGUAAAAAGGAGAGACAACAACAGCAAGUCGUCACUUUGCAUUGGAAGGACACGAAGAGGCAGCAGAAACACAAGUUUGGAGAGACAGCUGCCGAGACUACGAGAUGCAACGAGAAGUUGCCGGCCGAAUCGAAGCCGAAGCCGGAGACGGCGGACGAGGUAACGUCACCGAAAAGCGGGCUCAACGACAGUGACAGCGACAGCACGUCGACCGAGCUCUGCGACGAGGUCGAUCGAUGCAGCGACGUCGACAGCGAGGAGCUAACGUCAGCGUCUGACAAUUAUUACGUCAUGGCGAGCGAAGAGGAGAAAAGCGGGAGGGUCGAGGGUUCUUCGACCUCGGCCAAUUCGCCCGUUCGUGACGCGACGGCUCCUUCCCGUGACGUCAUAGCGGGAGAUAGUCCCGAUACCUCCUCGUCGAUAGCCAAAAUCACCGAUCAAAUAAGAAGAUUAUCGGCCGAGGAUGACAAUAAUACGAUGGUUCCUCAAGCGCUUUUAAAGGGCGAAACCAAGAAAGAAGACGAUUGCGUUAAGAGAGGAGCGUCGCUCGAGACUUCGCUAGAAGCGAUGAUACCUUCGAAGUGUCCAAACGGAGUCGACGAGAAGAGGAACACUUUAGGUUCCUUCCUAAACGACGAUCAGGAUUAUUUUCAAUUUAAUUACGGCGAAUCAAAGGCUAGCUAUAUUCCGACGAAUAAGGACGAGGAAUCCGUUGGAGGGAACGACGACGACGACGACGACGACGUUGGAGGGACGACCAACUCGGAUCUCGGAUCUCGAACAAAAGUUCGCGAUUACGAUGGCAGAUACGCUGCCGGUCCGUCCGACGAUUUCAUUUCCAAGGAUAUAUCUUACGACAAGAUGGAGGACAAGAGGGAGAAACGUUUCGAACUGACGUUUUCGAAUUCUUACAAGACCAAGGAAGGAUCCUUGGACAGUUAUAAAAGCAUAGAUUUUAAAUCGUCGAAUACAAUUGAGACAGAAGAUCUAAAGAUUUCGCGGGAUUCUUACAGUUCUAUACGUAGUCCCUCGGUAGAGACGGAUUUUAAAGUUUCCUUGCUUUCUUAUAAAUCGUUGAAAUCGUCGAUCGAUACGAAAGAUAAAGCUUUGGAUAAGUGCGAGUCGUUAAAAUCACCAAAUAAAAUGAAUCAACGGGCCGACGCGUCUCUACGUUCUUACGAAACAUUAAAUUCACCCGAGACGAGUAAAACACGAUUUGGCAUAUCUUUGGAUUCUUAUAAAUCUUUAAGAUCGUCGGAUGCGACGAACGAGAAGCUUUACGAGACAACGUCUUUGGACAACUCUUACGGAUCUUUUAAAUCGUCGAACUUGAACGAGAAACGCCUCGAAACAUCAUUGGAUUCCUUUAAAAUAAUCGUUCAUAAUAAUUCGGAGACGAACGACAAAACGUUUCAGGAAUCGUUGAGUAUUUACAAUUCUCAAUUGAAAUCGCCGAACGCGAAGAACGAGGAAAGUUUCGAAAGUUCCGCGAGGACUUACGCGAACGUUUUCGGCCAGAUUCCCAGGAGAGAUAUUUCGUUGGACGUUACGUCGACGGGUCCGUCGAUUCUGUCCGGACAAAGUUUUUACGCGUCGAAGACUUACGUCGUCGGCCAUCUUCCGAUAAACUCGCCGAUUAACGUGGAUCAAAAGGGAAAUACCACGAGCCGUAGUGUCCUCCCUUACAGCACGGCCUUAAUUGACGAUCCCGUAGCCAUCGGGACGGUUAGAAAUUCGGAUAGGCCAGGAGACGAAAAGCCUUGGAGCUUGGAAGGCAAUGUGCUGCCCUCCACGGAGACAACUAGGAAGAAGAGCCCUAGAACGCCGGAUAGUUUAGAAAAGUCGUUUAGCUCGGGCGAGACGAUGGGCCCGGAUUCUAAGGCCUCGAGUAUGACCGUCAGUCCAAGGACGCCGAUUAAAUCGGUCUCCCGAGAGUUCUCCACGGACAAGUCCGUCUGUUCCUCGAUAAGCUCGGACUCGAAGACCCUCGUACUUUUGUCAACGACCGAUUCCGACCUGGCCAGAGGGAGUCCAAGAUUGGAAGGGAAGAGAUCGUCCUACGAAAGAUCGACGAGCCCGUCGACGCCAUUCAGCACUGACUCGCUCAAGUACAAAUCAGAUUCGAGCCCGAAAUUAAUCGUAAGCAGCUCCAGCGACUGCAGCUGCAGUCCGAGCAAAAUGAAGUCUUCCGAGAGGUCCUUCAGUUCGGACCUUCGAUCGCCUAUAAGUGCCAAUUCUAUAAAAUACACGUCUACGAGCUACGGGAAACGAGGUCAAGAUAAUAUUUCGGACUCGUCCAUCGAUCCGAGCACGGCCGUCUCGCCGUUUUAUCCGAUCGCACAUCCCAAUCGGAAGACUCCGUCGCCUUACGGCCUUUCCAAACGUAGAUCCAGCCGCGAAGGGGGGAGCGCGACCGAAGGGAUCUCGCCGGAACAAAGAUUCGCCGUUUCAAAGGAUUCGGGCAAGUCUGCGAACGGCGCCAAUGGUACCAACUCGGACUCCGGGACCUCGAGGAUAUUCGAAAGCAAGGAGGAAAGUGACAUUUCGAGGAAGAAUUCGUGCUUGAACGCGUUCGAACGGGAGAAAAGCGAUCGUAGAGUUUACGAAUUCGGAGCCGGCUCGAUUCUUUAUAGAAACGAAAACGAGGAAGGGUCCACGGAGGAUAACGGCGACGAUCGCUCGUCCGAGAAAGACACGGUAUCUCAGUUGCCUCGGGAACAAUUGAACAAGCAUUUCAUGAAUCUUCAUUUCAGGCACAAGGACCGCUCGAAAUUAUUGGAAAGAAGUUCCAGCAGUCUGGAUCGAAGAUUCGCGGAUUUGAAAUCUUCGGUGUCUACGGACGAGCUCUCGGUGUCGAUCGUAAAGAAAAGAUCGAGUGACAUAUUGGAAGACAUGAAGCAUCUCGAGGCUAAGGCCUUCGGCGACGGACCUUCCGAGAGCAUAGGCAUACUCCUCGGCAAGAAGAACAGUCACAUAUGGGAGGAUUUUAAGAAUCUCGAGGCCAGACGACAGGACAAUUUCAGCAAUUCGGCAAGCGGCUUCUCGAGACAUCGUCUCGACAUUGGCGAACCGUACAACGGCCUAGACAACGCUAGAAAGUCGUGCUACGUCGUGCGCCCAAAGAUAAAUAUAGACGAGAGCAUCGACAGUAUCCUAAAGACGGUCUCGCGUAACAAGAUUAACGGGAACGACGAUGGUGGCCACGUGGAUGGUCGGCAGGACGAGGAGGACGAGGAGAACGACGGUAGAGAAUCGAAAUUGGGCGUUUGGACGAAGGUGAAGCCGAGAAAGAGGGGCGGUAACAACGGCCGGAGGAGUAGCGACAGGGCCUUGAAAAUAAUCCAAGAAAAUUCGGCGAUCCUACAAAAGAUCCUGGCGUGUCAGGCGAAAAAACGUCUACCCGAUCUCGAGGAAAUAACGAAGGAGAUUACGAUCAGCCCUAUAAACGAGGAAAUCUCCAAGAUAUUCAGUCCUAUAUUGGAGAAGAUGGGAUUGAACGAGGACGAGAUAAGCGAGGAAUUGGCGCGAAUUAAUUUCAAAGAUUUCGACGAUAUGACGGGUACGAGCAUUUCCGAAUUCGAUGCGAAGAUCAACGACGAACUAUCGAAGCUUUCCUUGAUAGACGAGACCGAGCGCUUGGACGAUCUCGACGUUGACGAGAUCGUGUCCAAGGAAUAUUUCGACACGCGUGAGGCCCUGAUAGAUAGGAAGAUUAACGAGGAACUGUCGAAACUCUUGGCGAAUUACGAGGAGGAACCGCGACUGAGCGUGGCGACGUUGGAAAAGGGUUCAUCCAGUCAGAACGUAAGCGACACCGAGGGCCUCGACUUGACCAGCAUCUCGACGAACGUAUUUUCCUACAAAUCGUCGAAUGAUUCUAUCGAGACGAGGAGCGAGCAAGGCUCCUCUAGCCAGGAAAUUCCGUCGGUUCAGCCGGAAAGGUAUCCUCAAUACGCCGCCGGUCAGCCUUACUCAUCGUCGAGCUACGUAAGAGAUUUGUCGCCUAAAAGCGACAUAGACAUUUACAGGGAGCUCGAAAAAUUGGACAAAAUAUCCUCGGCACAGGUUAUACCCGACACCCCGUUGGACGUUCCAACGAAAAUCUUGUCACCGGUUGCGAUUGCUUACGUCGCUAACGUUUCUCCUUACACCUCCGACGUAACGAUACGAUAUUCGCCGAAAACUACGUUCAGGGAUGCUUCCCCAUUGAAGCAGGGAUCCUCUUACGAUUCAUACAAGAGCUUCGAUUUUAAAAGCAAUCUGUCCCCAAGGAGGAUACCCACUAAUACGUACACACCGCGUCCCUACGACAAUGCGCUUGAUUCGAAUUUCGAGUACUUUGAUCGCGAGCCUACCGUCUCCACGAAUUCCCUCUACGCCGACGUACACCCGAAGAGUCCUAUUUUAACGAAGGAAUCCUUGGAAUUUCGAGUGAGAUACGACGACAACGAGUCGCCAACGCUAAAUAUCACCGACGUUCUACCGACCGAGCCCAAACAAAUGGCUAUGGAGAAAAGUGUUUUGUAUUUCGGCGAUCCAACUAACGACCCCAACAAGUCCACCACCAGUAACGAAUCAAGAGCCAUUCCUGCCAGUUCCUUUAUCGAUUAUUCCAACGAAACUAGCAACGUCUUAUGUCGCAGCUACGAGCCGGCAUCGUCGCCUAUGGGAAAUUAUAUUCGCGACAAGAAUACCGAUUACGACAGAGUGAUAUCUGGCAUGGUAGAAAGCGAAUCGAACGUUGGAACCUAUUUGCGAGAUUAUCAUCCUGCUCCUUCUCCAAAUCGGCGAUUCGAUCAACCCUUCCCACCGGCCAUUGACUAUCUCUCUUCGAAACUAUCACCCGGCAUCGCCGACGAAACCAAACGACCUGUCUCUCAUCCUGACUUUCCAGAGAAGAUAACGAUCGGCGGCCAAUACACCGAGUCGCUACCUAUCAGAGGCUCCAGUUGUUACAAAAAAUCCUCUUUGAGUUUGGCCAAUAUAGGACGAUCGAGCAAAAGCGGGGAUGAUAGCCUGAACGUCAGCCCAAGUCCGAAGGCUCAAUUCAAUCCGUUCCCGGUGAAGAAUACGUCGAAGAAGCCGAAAGAGUUGGCUCUUAAAUUAGGUCUCUACUCGCCAAAAAAUUCGCCGAGCGGCCCCUCGAGAAGAUCGUAGUGGAUAGCUUUGCUUGUCUCUCUUUACAUUCUCCGAGAAGAUAUGUACGUUUUGUAUAUAUAUAUAUAUAUACAUAUAUAUAUAUACAUAUACAUAUAUAUAUAUAUAUAUAUAUAUAUAUAUAUAUAUACAUAUAAAAUAUAUUUUAUUUUUCCUUCGAUGAUCCACGAAGGUUCAGUUACGACGAGAAAGCCUACAUGCGAUGGAAAAAGAAACAAAUACAAAACGAUCUUGCAUCGUUGAUGUCCAAGCGCGAUGUUUUAUACACAUCAAUCGACGCAUACACUCGCAUAACUUCCUUUUUUAAAUCGACAGGCAAGCCUAAAUCUCUCCUAUUCCUCGUUUGUUUUUGCCUGAUGAUAUAAUUGUAAGAUUGAAAUAUCGACUAGUAUUAAUUGUUAAGUUACGCGAAGAAACAAGGAAUAGCUCUGCGCCAAGUUUCUCUCGCUCCAAGUUUCAAAUCAAUUGGAAUAAUGAAAUGUGGCGAAAAGGCCACUUGAAAGAUUAGCUUUCCGUAAGUGGUACGAUAACGAGCAGUUGACGUUUGAUCUUGUACCUGUAAUUCCAAGUUACUAUCAGUCGCAUUACGACGUUUAGCCCGUUGUUUCAUUAACGAAUUCGUUUCUACCUUUACCACUUGCGAAAGUUUUUUAAGAGAAAGAGUUAAGAACGACAAGCGCUAUGAAACACUGAAAUUUUCCAAUAAAUGCCUUUGGCUCCCUCCAAUUUUGCUGAUUAUGCGCAUAUAUGUUUAUGUGUGUAUACAUACACAUAUACAUAUACAUAUACGUAUACAUAUGCGUAUACAUAUACAUAUACAUAUACAUAUACAUACAUACAUACAUACAUAUAUAUAUAUAUAUAUAC